GUCCUUCCUGGGUGCCCCUGGCGCGUCUGGCCGGGCCAGAGCCCAGCUGUGGGUGGCGGAGCAGAGAUGGCCGGUCACACUUGCACUCGCGCGGGAGCGCGGUCCUGCCCUCCCUUCCCCACCGCGGUCUCGCCGGUGCUCUGUGACCUCGGCUGUCCGGGUUAACUCCGGGGCCGGCCUGCUCAGGCGCCGCUGGGAUGAGGCUGCUGUUUGUAGCGGGGCCCCCCCCCGUGCUUCCUCCGACUGUAGAUGAGGCUCGCCGUGGUCGCCGCUUGUCCCUAAGGGUUGGGGGGCAGCCAGGGUCGUUUAUUUCUGCUGCAGUUGGCAAGGCGGCAGGAAGAUGCUGUGACGUCCAGAUCCGGAACAUGGUGGCCGUGUUGGAAGUCAUCUCCAGCCUGGAGAGAUACCCCAUUACCAAAGAGGCACUGGAGGAGACGCGUCUUGGGAAGCUCGUUAACGAUGUCCGCAAGAAAACCAAGAACGAGGAGCUCGCCAAGCGGGCCAAGAAGCUGCUCAGAAGCUGGCAGAAACUCAUCGAGCCCGUGCAGCAGAACGAGGCGGCCCUGCGGGGGGCCAAUGGGGGCGCUCAUAACUGCCGGCCCGAGGCUGGGGCCAGUGUGCCCAAAGGCGUCCCUGACCUCAAGCACCGCAACGACCUCCAGAGGCUGCCGGGGCCACGGCUGGACAGGCUGGGAAGCCGCAAACGCCGAGGGGACCAGCGUGACCUCGGCCACCCUGGCCCACCUCCCAAGGUCUCCAAGGCUGGCCAUGACCUACUGGGUCCCAACUCUCCACUUCCUACUAACGGGAUCAGUGGGAGUCCGGAGAGCUUCCCCAGCCCUGUGGAUGGCAGUGGGCUCAUGGGCCCUGAGGGCGGCCGCCUGGAGGCCGAUGAGAAUGACCAGCACAGCGGCAAGGUCCCUGUGAACGCUGUGAGGCCACACCCCAGCUCCCCAGGCCUGGGCCGGCCCUCUGGGCCCUGCCUGCAGGCCAAGGUAGAUGAGACCCCCGGCCCUCCCCACCCCAGGGCUCCAUCCCGCUGCUCCUUCAGCCCCCGGAACUCACGGCAGGAGGGCUCCUUUGCCCGCCAACGGAGCCCCUACACACCCAAGGGCUCUGUGCCCAGCCCCUCACCAAGGCCCCCGGUGCUUGAGGCCACGCAGGUGCCGUCCCCGCUGCCACUGGCCCAGCCGUCCACGCCCCCUGUGCGGCGGCUGGAGCUGCUGCCCAGUGCAGAGAGCCCAGUGCGCUGGCUGGAGCAGCCUGAGGGCCACCAGCGGCUGGCAGGUGCAGGCUGCAAGGCUGGGCUGCCCCCUGCUGAGCCACACCUGCCCUGGGCGGGCUUCUCCCCGGACUCCUCCAAGGCGGACAGCGAUGCAGCCUCCUCAGGUGGCUCGGACAGUAGAAAGAAAAAGAGGUACCGGCCUCGUGACUACAUGGUGAACUUGGACGGGCAGGUGGCCGAGGCAGGCGUCAAGCCUGUCCGGUUAAAAGAGCGCAAGCUCACCUUUGACCCCAUGACGAGACAGAUCAAACCUCUGACCCAGAAAGAGCCAGUGCGGGCCGACAGCCCCGUGCACACGGAGCAGCCGCCCAGGACAGAGCUGGACAAGCAGGAGGCCAAGGCAAGCCUCCAGAGCCCCUUCGAGCAGACGAACUGGAAGGAGCUGUCACGCAAUGAGAUCAUCCAGUCCUACCUGAGCCGCCAGAGCAGCCUGCUGUCGUCCUCGGGGGCACAGACCCCGGGGGCGCACCACUUCAUGGCCGAGUACCUGCGGCAGGAGGAGAGCACGCGGCAUGGGGCACGGCAGCCACACGUGCUGGUGCCCCACGCGCCGCCAGCUGACCUCCCGGGGCUGAGCCGAGAGGUGACGCGGGGUGAUCUGGACCGACUGGAGGCCGGCCAGUGGCCAGGGGUGAACGGGUGUCAGGACACACAGGGUAACUGGUAUGACUGGACACAGUGCAUAUCGCUCGACCCGCACGGUGACGACGGGCGUUUGAACGUUCUGCCUUAUGUCUGCUUGGACUGAGGCCCGCGCCCCAAAGUGCAUUCCCACCUUGCAGAGCCUGGUGGGUGGGCGGGAGCGGGGAGCGCGGGUCUCCGAGCCCUUCCCUCCACACUCUCCUUCUUUUGUGAAAUGCUGCUACCGGUUUACUAACACGAUUGCAAAGGAAGGACCGCGCAGAAGGAAGGACGGCCAAGGGAGUUCAGAACUCUAUAGCAACCAGCUGUACAGGCGUCAGUCCCGCCUCGAGGAGCGGGAGGAGGUGGCACAGAUGCAGCCGUCCUGCAGCCCUGUGCCGGGGCCUCUGCGCACGUGGGCACAGGACAGCUGUGGGGAGGUUACCUUUAACAGUGACAGACACACAUCUCAUGUCUUUCUGCCUUUUCUGUUCCUGAGCUCGGCCCAGUGUCUGUGAGACGGCGGGCUGGCCUCGGCCUCUGCUCCCUACCCAGCCCUGUCUGUGAGCCGCUGGCAUCGGGUGGGUAGGCCGGCCGGCCGGCAUACCCCAUACUCCACGGACACCCGCCCAUUCUUGUCUGGUUUCGGUUGAACCCCCAUUCUUAAAGAAAUGCUGCAGAAAUUUCAGUUUUCUCAAGUUUAUUUUCAUCCCCUUCCACCUGGCCUCCAGCCAAAUACCUUUUUCCUCUCUCCCCUUCCUUUUCCCUUCCUGCACACGCCUAGAAAACCUCACCUAAGCCUCCCCAGCCACCAACCAAACAACAGAGAAAGUGCAGUGCUCCUGGCGCUGAGCUGCACAGAGGGGCAAGGCAGAGACCGGUCUGCGCUGGGACACUCAUAACCAUUCCUUUAGAUUCGUUUGCCUUAUGGUUAUUUGUCAUAAACGCGAUUUGCAAAAACAAGGAGCCUUAGUGAAUGUACAGUACCUAGACUUCUGUGUUCUCAGGACGCAGAAGGGAGCAACUUUGCUAUUUGGUCCAGUAAGUGGACACCUUGUGAUAUAAAUGUGGAAAUAAAAAAAACAUUUGCACAAA
Molecule: messenger RNA, 3001 nt
Organism: Chinchilla lanigera (long-tailed chinchilla)
Lineage: Eukaryota; Metazoa; Chordata; Mammalia; Rodentia; Chinchillidae
Gene: Med26
Product: mediator complex subunit 26
Exons: 3
Coding region: 198-2033 (611 amino acids)
Biological process (GO): regulation of transcription by RNA polymerase II; positive regulation of gene expression
Cellular component (GO): core mediator complex; mediator complex; nucleus
Molecular function (GO): transcription coregulator activity
Source: RefSeq, a predicted model, not a curated record